AUGUGCAAUAGGUCAGAUAGCAGGUACAAUACAACCUGGGACCCCUGUAUCGUCCUUAACUACAUAAAAACUUUUCCGAAGGACAUUUCCUUACAACAAUUAACUUAUAAAUUAGCAGCGCUUUUGGCUCUCAGUACAGGACAACGGGUACAAACGUUGGCUAGUAUUGAAAUCUCCAAUAUAGUGAUAGCUGAGGAUGGCAUCACCAUCAAGAUUCCUAAGCGACUUAAAACUUCUGGUUUAAAUAGAUUGCAGCCAACUCUAGUUCUGCCCUUUUACAAGACAGAUCCUUCAUUAUGUGUAGCCAAGUGCUUAAUUCAAUAUUUAAAUAAAACAGUGAAAUUAAGAGACACCCACUGCAACUUAUUAUUUAUUACCUUUAAGAAGCCUUUCAAAAAUGCAAAAUCUAGCUCAAUCAGUAGAUGGAUAAAAGUAGUUCUUAAAAAUAGCGGUCUUGAUACAUCCAUAUUUACUGCCCAUAGUACACGACAUGCAGCCACAUCUGCCGCGGCUCGCAAGGGAGUUAGUAUGGAUGUAAUUAGGCUGGCAGCAGGAUGGACUGACAAAUCAAAGACAUUUGCCAAUUUCUAUCAACGCCCGUUGAUAAAAAAGUCUAAUUUUGCCGAGGCUGUUUUGGGCUCAUAACCUGUUCACGAUAGGCUCCGACAACAACCUUGGCACUGAUUUGAAGAUGGACCCUUCAUGGCUGGUAGCCGAAACUGGCGUGUGAGGAGCAGACUGGGACACCGCCAUUUUGUGAUGAUUAUUUGGAAUAGGAUCAUGGUCGAUCGAUCGCAUGGACUUCAUGUUCUCCAAAGUUGGAGAUUCUGAAGAUCAACCUGAGCAGUAAGAAAAAUGGACGCAUCGUAAAUAAAAACUGAUCUGCAACUAAAUCUGGU
This is a messenger RNA of Acanthoscelides obtectus, 899 nucleotides long. The record is from the annotation of a GenBank genome assembly. NCBI's taxonomy places the organism in Eukaryota, Metazoa, Arthropoda, Insecta, Coleoptera, Chrysomelidae.